CAAUUAUGUUUUUUAUUUAUGUGGACUUCAUCUUCACAUUUACCCACCUUCAGCUUUGAUGCAGCCACUGUUCAUCCCACAUAGGAUAAAGUUUUUCAUAAGUGUUUUUGACUGCUCAUUGAGCAGAGGGUUUUGCCAGGUGGUAAGCCCUGUGGGUAUUCAAACAAACACUGAUCAGGCAGACUCUGUGCCAUCUCUUACAAUCCAAUGCUCUCACAUUUCUUGUACAGUCCCUUAACCCCACUUUGGUGGUCUUUCCAGCAUUCAAAGAGUAAUUGUCAGUCAUCAUGAGAUCGACAUGAAAACCAGUACAGUGUAUUAUCAUGGUUAUCAUUCUUUUCCAACUUUCAAGACUCUGGUGGGCUCCAAUCAACUAUCUCAGCUACACUCUUUCAAUAGCAGACAACAAAACAAGUUCUGCAUGAGCUCCUAGCUCCACGAUGCAGAGGAGACCGCCUCCAAUUCCUGUGCGCCGUUCUGUCGACCAGUCGGGGUCGCCGCGGUGCCCGCAGUAGCGCCUGCCGCGGAACCGUGUCCGCCACAGCAGCUGGCGGAGACUGCAGACACAGUGGACGUGGCAGACACUCGGCCGGACCGGACAGCAGUGGAGGAGACGCGGCCGGACAGGACAGCAAUGGAGGAGACGCGGCCGGACCGGACAGCAAUGGAGGAGACGCGGCCGGACAGAGCUGCCGCCGAGGAGGCGCGGCCAGACAGGCUGAUGACCACCUCCUACUCGGAGAUCUGCCCGUUCGGCGGCUCGGGCGGCUCGAGCGGCCGCUCCAGCGCGCUCGGGUGCGGCAGCGACACGCUGCUCUCGCCCGACCUGUCGCCGGCCACCCCGGAGCAGCCGGCGGUCCCCUCUGAGGGCGCCGGCCGCGGGUCGCCGCUGCGCCCUUCCGCCGCGCUGCUGGACGAACUGGAGCGAGACGCCCGCCGGCUGGCCGCCGCCGCCGACGGCCUGAUCGAGAGCCUCACCGGCACCAUGUACAGCAUCUCGUCGCUGGCCGUCGACUCGAUGGAGGCUUACAGAGACGCCGUCUGCAAAACCUGCGACAGCGUGGAUGCCAACAUUAAGGCGAUGUAUCAGCUGAUGGCCAAGACCGAGGAGCUCAACAAGGCCGUGAAGCAGGUCCACCCACUGGCCGUACAGGUGCGUGAGCUCAAACGGCUGCUCGAGCUGUUCGAGGGGGCCGUGGUGGCCGGCAGCUGAGCCGACGCAGACACAGAUAGCUGAGUUGGGGGACUCUUACAGCUCAGUUGGGGAAUUCGCGCCGCUGAGGUGGGAACUGUUAACGCUGAGCCGAGAGGUCCGUACUACUUAGCCAAGAGAUCCGUAUAACUGAGCUCAGAGACUUACAAUUCAAAUUAGAGACUCGCACACCUGAGUUGGGAGACUCAUGGACAAUUGGACAGCCGAGCCGGGAGACUCGGGGGACAACGGAGUCGGGGGACCCGUGCAACUUAGUCGAGACACU
Messenger RNA from Amphibalanus amphitrite, 1478 nucleotides. RefSeq names its product BLOC-1-related complex subunit 6-like. Gene Ontology annotation, biological process: lysosome localization. The coding region runs from base 635 to 1213 and encodes 192 amino acids. Lineage: Eukaryota; Metazoa; Arthropoda; Thecostraca; Balanomorpha; Balanidae. The transcript is spliced from 4 exons. The record is from RefSeq and is a predicted model, not a curated record. Gene Ontology annotation, cellular component: BORC complex.